CAUACAAGGUAGAUGGCUAUAAAGUUCAGAGAUAAAACUGACAUAUUUUACUUGGCUGUUACAAGGACUUAGAAUGUUUAGGGUAUUUUAUAUACCAUAUGUGUGUUACUGCUUAAUCUGCAGAGAAUUUGUACUUCCCCAUGAAACCAUUACACUUUAUGGCCAAAUGCUUUAAGAAUUGUCUACAUAUUUAUACAGCAAACAGUGAUAACUCACAUGGUGCUGUUAUGGAAUGGUGCAUACUGGGGAGGCUUUUGUGUUAUGUUUCCAGUUAGCAUGCAAAGAGUGGAUGGAGAUGUUCCUGGAAAUGUAAUUUCCACGUGCUGAUGUCUGGGGGUCGUGGUCCACCAGGGCAGCACAGACACAGCUGGAGGAGGUUGCUGAUGUCAGCUGGCUGAGGAACAAGGAUGAAACGUACCAAAGCCAAUGCUUUGAGUUGCCCCUUGCAGCAAACAAGUCGUUAUGCUUGCGCUGCAGGAGCAGACUGCGGAAGUUGAGCAGUAUUUUAGCUGCAAAUUUGAUCUGGGAUUCUAGAAGCAGUAAAGGACUUGGUAAUAGCUGCAGCCUGUGAAGUCUCACAGCAGUGCAAUAGGGAUCCUCUUCCUUACGUCCUUGAGGUAAUAAAAUGAAGAAAUUAAGCUGCAACUUCUGUUUGUUAGAUGCUGAAAGACCGAAUUCAUCUGAUAAUCAGCAAGAAUGAUUUUAGACAGAAUGGGAUGAGCUGAAAUGAGUCUCAGCUUUUGGGUUUGCUGGAGUCUGAUUUAGGAUCAGCUGCCAUUUCAUCUGGCUGCUUCGUUUGUAAUCCUGAUAUUCUAAAAAGGGCAUUUCCUGUCACAUAUCUGAAUGAGACGCCACAUGUGCAUGUAAUUCAGAUGUUAUGGGCUGCAUAGCAUAUGUGGUCAUAGAGAUCAAUGGCGUCUUGUGUUGUUUUCCUGUUACCUAAAGUGCUUGGGUUACGCUUACAUGCAUCCCAAGGGAGCUUUUUGGAGCCCAGAUGGAUCUGUUUUGCAGCCCGACUCUACUGCCUUUUAAAGGAAGAAUGCCCUAAUUCCUAAGAAGGAAUUUGAAGCACUGUUUAGAACCAAAAGCACUGGAGAGGCAGGAUUAACUUAUUGUAACAGCAUCAGAGAACAAACUGCAUAAAGGAGUAAUGAAGGGUGAAAGCUGAAGUCUUUGAGAGGAACAGGAAUGUUGUUGUUGCUGCAGAGGAGAGCUCCAUCUGCCUGAGUGUUUUCCUUCACAGCCAUGUGGUGACUGAAGUGAAAUCUUUGAUGGUUUGUGGGUGAUAUAUCUGCGAGUGCUUCAGAUCUCUACAAGAUGUGUUCCACAAAUCCAGCCAACUGGGUUACCUUUGAUGAUGAGCCACUCUUCCAAUCACCUCAGAAACUGGUUCAUAAUCAGAGCAGCUGUAAAGCAAAUGGACUGAAACUCAAUCUCUCUACUGUGCAUGAGUCUUCAAGUCGAUCAUCUUCUACAGGCAGCACUCCGCUCUCAUCUCCUGUAGUUGACUUCUACCUGAGUCCUGGCCCACCCAGUAACUCUCCACUUACUACACCUACCAGAGAAUACCCAGGCAUCCAGAAGCAUGGGAUUCAUGUCCUUUAUCCUAUUCCUGAAUGGCCACCAAAUACUAACCUUCCAUCACCUGGGGUUUGCUCUUCCCUAGCCUCACAGAAGCCCAGCAGCCUUCUUUUAACUAAUGAUGGUUCAGUUAAGACUUCAGUCUCCAAAUCAGUAGAUGAAGGAAAUGCUGAUCUGCAAGGAGGCUGUGACAAGUCAGAAGAGUCAUCAGCAGUGGGGCAGUUCCCAUACUUCCAGACUGACUGUGGUUUUUCCAGUCCCUUUUGGAAGGAAGGAUGCUCGCUCAGCACAUCACCAGCUAACAUUAAUGUGUACAGGAAGGAUAAAGUGCUUGAUAAAGGCACUUGUCAUUCUACAGAGAAAGAGAUUUGCCAUGAUCAGAAGAGCCUUAACCAGGGCUCCUUCAGCUACAUCUGUGAGAGGCUUGAACACUUGCAAGCUGAUGGCUCAGAUGCUGUGGGAAGCCUGCCCAUCUCCAGUUCUCAUGAAUGGCACAAGGAUUCCUCAGCUGUUCCUCACGGCCUGUUCAGGAGCCGGAAAGCUGAUGGAUGGCCAUUCAUGCUGAGGAUUCCUGAAAAGAAGAAUAUGAUGUCAUCUCGGCAAUGGGGCCCUAUUUACCUUAGGGUUCUAGCUGGAGGAAUACUGCAGAUGUACUAUGAAAAAGGACUCGAAAAACCUUUCAAAGAGUUCCAGCUUCAGCCACAUUGUAAGCUGUCUGAACCCAAAUUAGAAAGCUAUAAUGUUUCAGGAAAAAUUCACACCGUGAAGAUUGAGUGUGUGUCUUACACAGAGAAAAGGAGGUAUCAUCCUAAGGUAGAAGUGAUCCAUGAGCCAGAGGUUGAGCAGAUGUUAAAGCUGGGAACCACAGAUUAUAAUGACUUCACUGAUUUCCUUGUAACAGUUGAGGAAGAGCUUAUGAAGCUUCCUACCACUUCUAAACAAAGGAGAAAUUAUGAAGAACAAGAAAUGACUCUGGAAAUAGUGGAUAACUUUUGGGGAAAAGUCACUAAAGGAGAAGGAAAGCUUGUAGAAAGUGCUGUUAUCACACAUGUUUAUUGUUUGUGUUUUGUGAAUGGAGGUACUGACUGCUUUCUGACUCUAAAUGACCUGGAACUCCAGAAGAGGGAUGAAUGUUACUUUGAGAAGGAGGCGGAGAAGAAAUGGAUCAGUAUUCUCGAUUGCCAUUUCCACAACUGUGUCAAAAUGCAGGAAUUCGAGCAAUUGCGAAUUAUCAAGUUUACACCCCCCGAUGCCUGUAGGCUGGAGCUAAUGCGUUUCAGGACGCAGUAUCACGGAGAAGACCUUCCGUUUUCUCUGAAGGCAACUGUAGUGGUUCAGGGGGCAUAUGUAGAACUUCAGGCCUUUAUAAAUAUGUCUUCAACUGCUCUGAUCCCAACACGGUUACCUUCUGUGAAGUGCUGCGAAAAUGUUAUGAUACACUUUCCAGUUCCUGCACAGUGGGUCAAAGCACUUUGGACCAUGAACUUGCAAAGGCAGAAGUCCCUAAAAGCAAAAAUGAAUAGAAGAACGUGCCUUGGUUCUUUACAUGAGAUUGAAUCUGAUCCUGUAAUACAAGUCUCGAUUGGAACAGCAAAAUAUGAGAGCGCCUACAGGGCUGUUGUGUGGAAGAUAGACAGGCUUCCAGAUAAAAACUCAAGUGCAGAUCAUCCACACAGCCUGUCCUACAAAUUGGAGCUAGGAUCAGACCAGGAAAUCCCUUCUGACUGGUAUCCAUUCGCCACCGUGCAGUUCAUUGUUCACGAUACCUGUGCCUCAGGAACAGAAGUGAAGUCGCUGGGCUUAGAGAGUGAUGUGCAGCCCCAGAAGCACGUGAUUCAGAAAGCUUUUUACAACUGCCAGGUUGAGAUCGAAAAGAAGUGGAUUAGGCUUGAUGGAGAAGAUCCAGAUAAGGCUGGCAACUGCUUAAUGCAGUGAAAGAGAACAGCGGGCAUCAUUGUAGGGUAUUUACACAGGAAAUUCUAUUGUUAGAAACAGCGCAAUGACCUACUUUCAGAUUAAAAAAAAAAAGUCACUGAAUAUACUUUUAAGUGCUUUUGGGUUUGAUUCUGCAAAUCAGCACUCAUCCUAUCAGCCUGUGUUCAAGUCACGCUCCUGUCAUGGGAAAACUGAUAUGGGCAAGGUCUACUUGUAAAGGUUUGCAGGAUAUGAGCACUUAUUUGACUGAUUAUAAUAUAUUUCUGUCCUGUUGCAUAUCUGUGACUUGGGAACAAUCUCAUAUUCCACAGUGAAACCUACCGGCACUUCUCAAAGAGUUUGAGUCACUUGGACAUAUAAUACUCAGCAAUAAAAACUGCCAGGGCUCUUACAUGCAGAGCAGUAUCUGUGUAGGGUCCAGCAGGACCAAUUACAUUUUUUUUAGUGACGCUUGAAAACCUCCAUCCCCCGUAUUUCUGUUCUCCACAAUUUAUGUGAGCAGAACAAAUUGCAAUAUUAUUCUCUAGGAGAGCUUCAGCUAAUGAGUUAGAACCAGGGUGAUUUCAUUGGUAAAGUGGGAAAAAUUCUUCUGCAGUAAUAUUCCUCAUUUUUCUGUGGCAGUGAGCGUUUCCUUCCCAGCACUUCUGUCUAUGUCAGCAUUAGACUUCUUUUUUUCCCACUGCUGCAGCAAGUGAGGGGGCAGAUCCUCAGCAAGCAUAAAUCAGCCCAGUCCUAUUUCAGCUGAUGAAGCUCUGUUAAUUUACACCAGCAGAGGGCUUUGCCCACACAUUGGAAAAAAAGGUGACUUGCUACCAAUUGCUCCUUUAGGAUGUGGGGUCCAGAUAUUGCUUUGGAAACUGCAGGAGCUUCUGCACUGCUGCUUGAAGGAACUUCACUGCCCGUGCAUGGGAAGUGAGGUUAUCAUCGUGCCACUGGCUGAAGGCAUUUCUGGAGGGAAACAGUGCAGGAAUAGACUAUUACAAGGGAAGUGAGGCUGUGUCACUUCACCAAAUAGCUACUAACGCUUUAUUAAUGUUGUUAAUGUCCCAUUCUUGUAAUUUAGGAAGAGCUGUUAUUCCCUUAAUCAUUUUAUGCAGGCUAUAAUUCCCACUCCAAGAAAAGAAAUACAGUAAAUUGAAAACGUAAUACGUUUUUAUUUUUUAAUGCAGUUUUCCUAAAGUAAUCCUUACUUGGAACGGACACGUUUAGAGAACAAAAAUACAGUCAUGCACGAAGUUUCACUUUAUAUUUUUCUACAGCUUGUAACUGUUUAUACGAACACUGUAAAAAUACAGAUGAAUGUUAUUCUGCCGAAGUAGAAUAUGUGGGCUAUGCACUGAGGCAAUUACCAGCCGGAGGAAACAGAAGGCCGUAAUAUGAACAUAGUUCACCACGAUACACUUUUCUCCUUGCUUGGAAGCUGAGGAUGAGAUGGGUAAUAGAUUCUGUAGUAAGUCCUGGGAGCAGGCUGUUAUGGGUAUUGCACUGCCAAAGCCCCCAAAAGACUAUUAUGAUAUUUUGUUGUCUUUAUAUUAUCCCCUUUUAUUGGCAGAUGUGAGAUCAUAAAUCUAAGCAAGCAUUUGAAUACAGUAGGGAUCCAAAAUAUGUCUCAGAUAUUGCAUCCUCCGUUCCUCUUUUGACUUUAGCAGCCAUUAGCACCUUCAAAUCACGUUUGGUUUAUUGUAUUCCAAUUUAAUUUUGGUUUAUUUACUUCUGAACUGAGUGAUACAGUGCAUGCUGGGGCAGUGCUUUUAUACUUAGCACCAUGGCAGAGCUCUGCGAUUCGUUUAAGUCCGCGGCUAUACUAGAGCUGCAAAGCUGCAUUAUAAAUUUGCCUUUCCUGGUAGUCAGUCCUUAUUAUGUCUGGUACGGUGCAAGUGAUCAUUCCGCCUUACUGAGCUCAUUAACAGAGAUAGGUCAAGCUGCAGCUUUAUCUGCACGGCACAGUUGUGGAUUUCCAUCUGAGGCAUGCCAGACUCUCCGUUCACUUCAACAGGAAUGGGAUCGGGGUCACAGGGAAUCCAUUCCACGGAGAUACUGCUGAAAGAAAGUUACUGUUUCAUCCAUGGUUUUCACAACAAGACUAAGGUUGAAAAACUACCCUCUUCAUUCUCAAGCAGGUGAUUGUAUGCCUCACUGUCUGAAUAUUGAAAAAUAUAAGGCAGUUCAAUGAAAGAAAGUCUGGGUUGACCUUUUUCUCCCCAUCAAAUUCUAACUUCCCAUUCUAGUGCAACAAUCUAAAGCGGAAACACUGGCUUCCCUUUUCUAAUAUUUCUUCUGCGUGCUCUGAUACCGUUGAAUAUAACCAGUUGAACAAAUAUUCUCAGUGUUUAACACUUGAUUGCUAACAUUUUCUAUGAAUGCUAAACGGCAAGUAAACAUACUGGUCUUUAUUGUUUAGAAAUCUGGGCAGCAAAUUGUCUAACUGUAUUUUGGGAGGGGAAUGGGGUGAGGAACAGUUGCGAUAACGUGUCGAGGUACUCCGUGUCCAGCUGGCAGAGGGACUGGAGCUUUAAAUAGCCCAUGAGGUACGCUGGCAUGGUGCGAGGAAGCAGGGUUUGUGCGUAUGUGAGCUGUGCUUGCCUGCAGCUAGCACCUGCACUCACUGACAGUCUUCCAACUGCUCUGCUCGCUUCAGAUGCAGUCUAAAAGUUACUGCAGGGCAGUAUUUAGAUGCUAUCUGUGUUUCUUUCCCAAAGGUGAAGCAGAGUUUGGGAUGUUUUAUAUUUUAAGUGGAAAUCAAUGAGAACGGCUAUUUUUAACGUGUUUUCUUUAUUUACAAAGUGUUGUAUUUGCUCAAAGUGGCAAGCUGUGUCUUUGCAUUAGUGUUUCUUAUACCGGUUGUGUUACCGUAGAUAAUGCUUGAUAUAAUUUUGGAUUCAAACACCCAUUGAAGUCAAUGGAAGUCUUCUGACAAAAUGGGAUCUGCAUCAAAGUCUGUGAGAAUAAAGGAGCGGCAAAAAGAAAGAAAAAAGAAAUGAAUAGUUGUAAUGGGCAGGAAAAGAAAGCACUGUAGAAGAUUCUUGAUGCUGGUCAAUAAGCAACCUGCAAGGCGUGCUUAUUCCAACCAGAAGAGAGAACAAAAGAGAGGAAAGGAGGGGUAAUUGGGAGUCAAAGCUGAAGCCUUGCAGUGACAGGGAAUGAUGUUCUGGCUGCCCCUGGGCAGCAGCUCUUAGAAACGAGGGUGGUGGUGCACUCCAUUGAAUGUGAUGCCAAGCCACGGUCAUCCUUAUGCUCCAUAUUAAUUGUCCAGAAGUACUCUACAUCCGAAAACGUACUUUCACACGUUGCUUCUAGUUGCAUUUAUUUUAUUUCACAGACUUCUUAGCUGCAGUAUUGGUGUCCACAUCUCUACUUCACAUUUAUUUGUCUUUUCGUUGACUAAGCACGGUAACUAACUGCUGCAGUCAGUAAUUCUUAGCUGUAAUUUUGAUAACUCCGAAGCAGUGCUGUUAUUCUUAACGGGAAGUAUAAUUUUAUUUUUGUCAGUUUAACUGUAAACAGAUCAUGCUGAUGAUCUCGUAAUAACGUUUUGUAGAUUGCGUAUUGAUUAAAAAAAAAAAAAUAAAGUUGUAUUUCAAA
This is a messenger RNA of Gallus gallus (chicken), 7098 nucleotides long. It is a transcript of the gene STON1, whose product is annotated as stonin 1. The coding region runs from base 1318 to 3516 and encodes 732 amino acids. The transcript is spliced from 5 exons. Gene Ontology annotation, molecular function: clathrin-cargo adaptor activity. Gene Ontology annotation, biological process: regulation of endocytosis; clathrin-dependent endocytosis; synaptic vesicle endocytosis. Gene Ontology annotation, cellular component: synaptic vesicle; AP-2 adaptor complex. The record is from RefSeq and is a predicted model, not a curated record. NCBI's taxonomy places the organism in Eukaryota, Metazoa, Chordata, Aves, Galliformes, Phasianidae.